Molecule: messenger RNA, 421 nt
Organism: Colletotrichum godetiae
Lineage: Eukaryota; Fungi; Ascomycota; Sordariomycetes; Glomerellales; Glomerellaceae
Exons: 1
Coding region: 145-318 (57 amino acids)
Source: RefSeq, a predicted model, not a curated record
GACGAGACCGUCCCAAGAUACAGUCACACGGAUGGGCCAACCUAUAUGUAUAGGGAAACUACAGUAUGAAAACGUCGCAACGGGUACCAUCCCCCUUGUCUGCAGGAUUCCAACCUUUCAAGUCACUGCAAGUUCCAAGUUUGCAUGACGCGAGACUUGCUUAGUGUACGGAGUACGGAUUCAGAUACCUACCUCUACCUACCUGCAUCAGUCCCAGCUAUGCAGACUGUGGUUUCCGUACAUGGCGUCAGUCAUCUGAAGAUAUCUCACCCAAAGCACACCCACAAAAGGGUGGCAUUUAAUCCAGUCGAAAAGUAGCUCCUCUCUAAUGCUGCGUAUUGCAACUCGGUCCAGUCACAAAUCUCAGACUUGGCACGUUGCCAUACCAGGUGGACCAAGCGAGAGUCAUUGUUCGUCUUUG